CGAUUUUUGUUAGAUUUUUUUUUUCCCUCUUGGAGUUGCUACGGAUGGUAUAGACGUGUAAGGUUCGGAAGGUGUAGUGUGUUGGCAAGAAGUAAAACAAUUUGGUAUAUACGUUGCAGAACCAGCAGCUCCUCUGAACCACUGCAGCUAUGUCAUUCCUUCCUAAGCUGUUCAAGUAUAUUGAAGAGCACCAGGAUCUCUAUGUCAAGAAAUUGGCAGAAUGGGUGGCAAUACGGAGUGUGUCUUCAGAACCAGAAAGGAGGUCUGAAACUGAACGAAUGAUGAAGGUUGCAGCAAAGGAGAUUGAACGUCUAGGUGGAACAGUGGAACUUGUGGACAUUGGUAAACAAAAGCUUAGUGAUGGCACAGAAAUUCCUCUUCCUCCUGUCAUCCUUGGACACCUGGGCUCUGAUCCUGGCAAGAAAACAGUGUGCAUCUACGGACACCUGGAUGUGCAGCCAGCUAAGUUAGAAGAUGGUUGGGACAGUGAGCCCUUCACUUUGGUUGAAAGAGAUGGAAAACUGUAUGGAAGAGGUUCCACUGAUGACAAGGGUCCAGUAUUAGCAUGGUUGAACUGCAUUGAAGCCUUUCAGCAGAUUAAACAGGAAUUACCAAUCAACAUCAAGUUUUGCUUGGAAGGAAUGGAAGAGUCUGGGUCUGAAGGUCUCGAUGAGCUUGUGUUCUCUCGCAGCAAGACUUUUUUGAAAGAUGUUGAUUAUGUCUGCAUUUCAGACAAUUACUGGCUAGGCAAAAAUAAGCCGUGUAUAACCUACGGACUGAGAGGCAUUACUUACUUCUAUUUGACGGUGGAAUGUUGUGACAAGGACCUUCACUCAGGAGUGUUUGGCGGCUCAGUACAUGAAGCCAUGAGGGACCUAAUUGCAUUAAUGGACAGCUUAGUGGAUUACAAAGGAAAAAUCCUUGUCAAAGGAAUCUAUGAUUCUGUGGCACCACUUUCAGAAGAGGAAAAGAAGUUGUAUACAAAGAUUGACUUUGACAUGCAAGAAUUCACUAAAGACAUUGGAGCUACGCGACUGCUACACAGUACAAAGGAACAAGUGCUGAUGCACCGAUGGAGAUAUCCCUCUCUCUCUCUUCAUGGAAUUGAAGGAGCAUUUUAUGAUUCUGGUUCCAAAACAGUUAUACCUAGGAAAGUAAUUGGAAAGUUUUCUAUCCGGUUAGUCCCUGACAUGGAUCCAAAGGUUGUGGAAAAACAGGUUACUGAACAUCUAACAAAAAAGUUUGCUGAACUAGAGAGUCCCAAUAAUAUGAAGGUAGAAAUGGGCCAUGGUGCCAAAGCAUGGGUAUCUGACUUUAACCAUCCACACUAUAUGGCUGGCAGAAAGGCCAUGAAAACAGUGUUUAAUGUUGAACCUGAUCUGACAAGAGAAGGAGGGAGCAUUCCAGUAACUCUGACCUUUGAGGAAGCUACAGGCAAGAAUGUGAUGCUCUUGCCUAUUGGAGCAGCAGAUGACGGUGCUCAUUCACAGAAUGAAAAACUCAACAGGUCCAAUUAUAUUCAAGGGAUCAAGUUAUUAGCAGCUUACUUCCAUGAAGUUUCUGUUCUCGAAUAACAUGAAAGAAAUACCUGAAGAGAUGCUUAUCAGUUAAUUCGAACUCUUAAGUAAAUAAUAUUACAUAUCUUGCAAACCCAUCAAGCAAAGUAGCCAGUGUCUGUUGAAGGACAUUAUGCAAAAUCAUGUGACAAUAAAUCAUUUUUUUCCAGAUAA
Protopterus annectens (West African lungfish) is the source of this 1730-nucleotide messenger RNA. RefSeq names its product cytosolic non-specific dipeptidase-like. The record is from RefSeq and is a predicted model, not a curated record. Lineage: Eukaryota; Metazoa; Chordata; Ceratodontiformes; Protopteridae. Bases 150 to 1574 code for a protein of 474 amino acids. Gene Ontology annotation, biological process: proteolysis. The transcript has 12 exons. Gene Ontology annotation, cellular component: cytosol. Gene Ontology annotation, molecular function: metallodipeptidase activity.